CAUAAUAGACCGAUGCGAGUGCUAUUCAGCGGCGACGACACGAUGGCCACAUUCUCCGCGGCAACGCGAGUGAUGAAGCAUAUCCCAACAUCCGCUACUGCAUUAUUGUCAUGAAAACGUUGGGGAUAAAGCGGCGAGCAGAUGAAGAAGAGGCGGAGGCGGAGCGACAGGCCGCGGAUGCCGAGGCGAAGCACGGUGCGCCUCACCCCCGGCUCGUGAACUUGGAGCACGUCCGGUUGGUGCAGGACGGCGUCGCUCCGGCCGAGCUUUGUCGCGAGCUGAUGAUGCUGUACCGGGCGGUCAGCACCGUGGGCUAUCGGCCGCACGUGCGCUCCGCCACCAUACACGACGUCAUCGUCACCGCGCCUUGGCUGCUGCCACCGCUGGUGCGGGCGCGGCAGGCGGUGCUGUGUGCGGUGGAGGCUGCAUUUGGCCUGGACAUGGAGCUCGCGGUGGAGUUCAGCGGCCUCAUAGGCUGGCGGUCGGGAGCGGCGCUGGGCUGGCACCACGAUGCCAACAGGGAGUACCUGUCCCGGCGCCACGUGUCGGCGGUGUUGUACCUGAGCGAUCAGGGCGUCGACUUUGGCGGCGGUGACUUCAGGUUCCAGGACGGCCCGGAACCUCUGCGUGUGGCACCACGAGCUGGGCGCCUGGUGGCCUACACCGCAGACGCCCGCAACAUGCACUGUGUGGAGCGGGUGGCGUGGGGCGAGCGCGUGGCGCUGACGCUGUGGUUCAGCCUGGAGCCGGCGGCGGCGGAGGACGGCAAGGUGCUGGAGCAGCUGCGCCGCUGCCCCCAGCUGCAGCUACAACCUGCCGAGCCACAGCCAGAGCCGCAGGGCACGCAGGGCCAGCAGGGCCCGCCGGACCAGCAGCUACAGCCGGAGGGGAGGGACCCAGCAGACCCAGAGUCGCCAGCUGGGAAAGGUGGCACCCAUGGUGUGUGGCUGGGCCCCGGCCUGCCUGACACCAUGUUCCUCCUUCACCACCACCACCACCAGCAGCAGCAGCAGCAGCAGCAGCAGCAGCAGCAGCAGCAGCAGCAGCAAGGACAACAGCAGCAAGUACCCCAACAAGGACACCGCCAGUCGGAGGCACAGGCGCGGCUGGCAUCGUCACCGGAUCCGGGGCCCGUCGCGCCGCAGCACACGGCGCUGGAUGCGGGGCCGGUUGGGGAGGCUCGGGGUCGGGGUGGCAAAGCAGCCGCUGCUGCCACUGCCGCUGCCGCGCAAGCACAUGCCGCAGGGGCUGUUGACAUCCGCGUCCAGCGACUAAGGGAGCUGGGGCUGCAUGUGCGCGUGUCCAGUGCGUCCGGCAAGGCGGUGGCGGCGGCGAUGGCGGAAGGGUCGGCUGCAGGACCAGGCGGCGGAACAGCAGCAGCAGCAGCAGCAGCAGCAGCAGCAGCAGCAGCAGCAGCAGCAGCAGCAGCAGCAGCAGCAGCAGGAGCAUCAACGGCGGCGGCGGCGGCGGGUCCCGCGGGCGACAGUGCCUGUGGCAGUGUGUGGGUUCAUGCAGCACUAACGGCGGGCCCAGGUGCGGGACUGCUGGAUGCAGCGUGCGCGAAUCAGCGCCGCACCAGUUGCAGCAGUGGCGGAGGCGGCAGUGGCAGCAGCGGCAGCGACGGCGGCGGCGGUGGGGAUGUCGGGGGCGCUGGCGGUCUGCGGUUUGCUAGCUUGACGGCGGCGUUGUUGGCAGCUGUGUUCACCGUGUAUCGCCUGGGGUCAACUGUACCGGAGGUGGCGAGUGAAGCUGCGGCGGUUGGGGCAGAGUCGCAACAAGAGGUCGUGGCGGCGACCGUUGGCGGUGAACCGCCGGAAACGGUUGGAGUGGGCAGCGGGGCGGGAGGGGCAGGCGCCGGGGCGGGGGCGUCGGGGGCGCCAGUGACGCACGUGCCGAUACAGCAGCUGGCGGCGACUGUGGCGGCGGGGGCGCAAGGGUGCAGCGGCGCGCGGCGGGGGCCUUUGCAGCGGUAUGUGGAGGCGGCGACUGCGCAGCUGCAGCGGCAGCUGCCGGGCUGGCUGCAGCUGGGGUCCCUGCUGGGCGCCGGGACUGAGGAGUGACGAGUGCAAGACCGGCUGUGCUGUUGGUGCGCUGCAUAUGUUCUGUGAGGUGGUGGCGACCGGCUGGGCGCGAGUGCUUGUCCCCAAUGCGAAAUUGCGAUUCUUGCGAUUGGUUUGUAUGGGUGCGAGAGAGACUGGUGCAGGAGGAUGGGGCGGUGUGGGUGGUUCUGUGCUUCAGGCUUAAACAAUAAUGAGCGUAGUUCCCACCAAGUUCUGGUCUCGUUUACUACCUGGCAUCUGCACGCCUGCAAGUCAUCUCAUAGCGCGCUGGGGCAUCAAUGACACAUGCCGGACGAUCCAAAUCCAUCGCCGGCUGUAAGUAACUGGCCAG
Messenger RNA from Chlamydomonas reinhardtii, 2391 nucleotides. RefSeq lists its product as uncharacterized. The transcript has 8 exons. The record is from RefSeq and is a predicted model, not a curated record. The coding region runs from base 111 to 2060 and encodes 649 amino acids. Lineage: Eukaryota; Viridiplantae; Chlorophyta; Chlorophyceae; Chlamydomonadales; Chlamydomonadaceae. Gene Ontology annotation, biological process: collagen metabolic process. Gene Ontology annotation, molecular function: iron ion binding; L-ascorbic acid binding; oxidoreductase activity, acting on paired donors, with incorporation or reduction of molecular oxygen.